AUGUCUGAAACCAAGACAGAGGUCUUUACGAUAGCUGAGACGGUGGAACCGGCAGUGGAAAAGUACAUGAGCGACACAAAUAAGAAGAGAUGCAUCUUUGAGCAGUAUUUGCAGCCCUGCCUGGCUGAGCUGUUUGGGACGUGCCUGUUUGUGUUUUCGGGGUGUGCGUCUGUUAUUGGUGAUGUGGGGACACUUGGUGUCCUCCAGCCUGCUGUGGCACAUGGACUGGCGUUAGGAGUGCUGAUCAUGGUGUUCGGUCAAAUUAGUGGGGGGCACUUUAACCCUGCGGUAUCUCUGAGCGUUUACCUGUGUGGAGGGAUGGAGCUUCUUCUCCUGCUGCCUUAUGUCCUAGCUCAGAUGUUGGGAGGGAUUACUGGUGCUUUUUUGGCCAAGGCAAUGUACCCUGCUAAUAUGUUCGCUGCUUCCCUUGGAGGAGCCUUUGAAGUAGUCAACAAUGACCUGGGUAAAACCACUCUGGCAGAGAUAAUUAUGACCCUGUUCCUCACCAUGGUGGUGUGCAUGGGGGCCAUCAACAGCCGAACCAGCUCACCGUUUGCUCCUUUCUGCAUUGGCCUCACUGUGACAGCCAACAUAUUUGCUGGAGGGAUGGUGUCUGGAGCCUGUAUGAACCCUGCUCGAGCUUUUGGUCCUGCAGCGGCUGCGAACCACUGGAACCAUCACUGGGUCUACUGGGUUGGACCCAUUUGCGGUGCACUGAUCACUGUCAGUUUCAUCAGGCUGUUGUUUGGUGACCAUAAGACUCGAAUUGUGUUGAAGUGAAUGUCUAAUUUAUUAAAGAGGAAGAGAGAGAGGACACCCGAC
This is a messenger RNA of Micropterus dolomieu (smallmouth bass), 822 nucleotides long. RefSeq names its product aquaporin-8-like. Gene Ontology annotation, biological process: transmembrane transport. Gene Ontology annotation, molecular function: water channel activity. The transcript has 5 exons. Gene Ontology annotation, cellular component: plasma membrane. The record is from RefSeq and is a predicted model, not a curated record. Bases 1 to 780 code for a protein of 259 amino acids. NCBI's taxonomy places the organism in Eukaryota, Metazoa, Chordata, Actinopteri, Centrarchiformes, Centrarchidae.